UUGGUGUCAGAGGAGGGGAGGAGUGACUCACAAGUCACUAGCACAAGCAGCGAGUAAAAUCUGUUCAAUGACUCACAGUCAAACUGUGCAAGCCCGUCCACUCCGCAGUGCUCUCUGGAUAGUACUCAGCACAGUUCAUUUAGACAGCGACAGCAGCUACCUGUCCACCACCGCGCAUCGUUCGCAAAAAGGUCCCGAAAACUGCGACUGGAGCGCGUGGACUAAAUUGUCUUUGCUGCGGAGACUGUAGGACACAAUUACAACUAUAACUCAGGAAGAAAUGAAGAAACGCACGAGGAUAAAUUAAUUGAUAUGAUAACACACUAACAAUGCAGAAUAUUUUUUCCCGAUACAUGACUAAUUCUUUUUUAAAUAUUCAAUACUUACUCGUCUGUAUUUCUUUUCCAAAACACAAAUAAAAACGCAGGAUGAGAACCCUGAUGUUAAUGGUUUUACUUGGAGCGAUGGAGGUCCUGGCGGCUCAGAGCGACUGUGAGUCGGGCCAGCACACCAGCGACGGGGAGUGCUGCUUGCAGUGCCAGCCUGGAGAGGGCGUGGUCCAGAAGUGCGGAGCCAAGCAGACGGUCUGCGCCCAGUGCCUGGACAGCGAGACAUUCUCCGAGAACUACAGCCACACGGAGGUGUGCCAGCCCUGCACGCAGUGCACGGGCCUCUUCCGCAUGCUGACGCCGUGCACGGACUCCAACGACGCCGUGUGCGUGUGCGACUACGGCUACUACCUGAGCAGCCUGACGGGGCACUGCCGGGCCUGCACGGCCUGCCCGCUGGGCCACGGGGUGGUGGAGGGCUGCGCCGGGGAGCACGACACCGUCUGCGACGAGUGCCUGGACGACACCUACUCGGAUCAGGAGAGCUCGCUCGACCCCUGCCUGCCCUGCAGCAUCUGCGAGGAGGGCGUGGAGCUGGAGAUGCGGCCCUGCUCGCCCAUCAACGACGCCAUCUGCCGCGACCCAACUCUUCCGUCAGCCUCCCCUUCUCCCUCCGACUCCCCGUUCCCCUUCACGGAUGGUUCCAGGCCCGAGUUCGCCCACAGCCCCGCCCCUACGGAGAGCGGCACCACGGCCAGCUCCACCAAGGUGCUCACCCACGGCUUCAACGAGAACCUCAUCCCCAUCUACUGCUCCAUCCUGGCCGCCGUGGUGGUGGGGCUGCUGGCCUACAUCAUUUUUAAGAGGUGGAACAGCUGCAAGCAGAACAAGCAGGCUGCCAACAACCGCACGGUGAACCAGACGCCGUCGCCCGAAGGGGAGAAGCUGCACAGCGACAGCGGCAUCUCCGUGGACAGCCAGAGCCUGCAGGAGCAGCAGCAACAGCAGCAGCAGCAGCAGCAGCAGCAGGGCCAGCAGACACAGGCGCAGGCUCCUGCGCAGACAGUGGUGAGGAUGGACGGGGGCCCCAGCUCGACUCUGCCCCCGCACAAGUGCGAGGAGGUGGAGCGGCUGCUGAACGGAGGGGGCGGGGCGGUGGAGCAGGAGGAGGGCCGGAGCUGGUGCAGCCUGGCGGGGCUGCUGGGCUACGAGGAGGAGCACAUCGCCUCCUUCCAGCAGGAGGAGCACCCCGUGAGGGCGCUGCUCUCCGACUGGGCGAGCAAGGACUGCGCCAGCGUGGACGCGCUCUGCACCGCCCUGCGCAAGAUCAACCGCGAUGACAUCGCCCGCAGCCUCGCCCCCCUCCAGCCCCAGCCCCACGGCGACCCCACCGCCACCUCCGCCGUCUGACAUCCCUAAGCCCCGCCCCUGGCCCCGCCCCGAACCCCACUUAUAACCCCGCCCCUCCACUACAGCCUCCACUGUGCGACGCCUCAGAGUGGCGAGUCAAGUUUGUUCUCAAAAUGGAGGACUGGCUCCUCCUGAAGGACUAUGAAGAGGACCCCUGCCUGCUCAUCCCCCCCCCCCCCAAAACCACCCCCCCACCACCACCCUUACCAAACUGCCCUGCCUGCAACCCUGUUCCAGUCAUACUGCAGCUCUGGGUCUGCCGUAUGCGAUCCGGCUCGCUCAGUGUUAACUCCUGAACCUCGAACCCCGAACCCACUGAAACUCACUGUGACGUGACCCGUGGACCCGAUGCCUUAGCCGUAGCCAGAUCCGCCGCCUUCGGCAGCCCGAACCCCGCUUCCUCUCCGUCUCCUGGCCGAAGCUCUUCCGCAGGCGCCUGGUUCCGUCCCGACACCUCCGAUCCAUCCUCUUCCUCCUCCUCUUCCUCCUCAACGUCACCGCGUAGGAGCGGAAGCCGCACGUUCGCCUGCGUCUGCGGAAGUCCCUCACGAGCCUCAAACCCCUCACUUACCCUCCGUUGUCAUAGCGACAACCCCCCCCCUUCCUUUUACAGAAAAGCAAACCAAAAAUAGCACUAUGUUAAUCAAAUUGUAUACUUAUGUAAAAUACUAGCGCGUCGUCGUGUAGAGAUCUUAGACUAGCGGACUUUUUGGACUACGCCCGGGUGGGUUUCCUCUGGGACUGACAGAGAGAGAGAUUGGCCUGGCCACGGGGACUUGCUUCCACAGACGGCCCGCCGCGGCCAACGUCGCCGCCCCCUCCGACGGGAAUUGACUCGGGACGGACAGAAUCCUUUUUUCCGGAAAUUCCACAUUUGAAUGUAGACUGCUCCGUUUAUUUCCCUUUACUGGCGGCGCGUUGCUUUACCGUGGUUCCAAAGUUUACAACCGAAUCGAGCUCUGGCGCGUGAGCGUGUGACUCUCAGAAUGCGGCAGGGCGGUAGUCCCAGACCUUCGUAUCCAGGUAGCAUGUGGUCCCCAAAUUAAGGGACAUGAGUAUUCAUCCCCUGAGAGAGGAAAUGACCCGCAACUCGGCUUGGAUUUGUCCUUCCUCCCUCACACGUACGCGCAAACAUGAAUGUGUACAGUGAGACGCACACACACACACUCACACACACACGCGCACACACACACGGGCGCACUCGCAUUUACAGCUACAGUACACGCCUGUACUCAGAGACACGCGUGUUCCCUGGAUCACAGACACGCAGGUACACGUGUUCCCUGGAUCACAGACACGCAGAAACACGUGUUCUCUGGUUCACAGACACACAGGUACACAUGUUCCCUGGAUCACAGACACGCAGAAACACGUGUUCUCUGGUUCACAGACACACAGGUACACAUGUUCCCUGGAUCACAGACACGCAGAAACACGUGUUCUCUGGUUCACAGACACACAGGUACACAUGUUCCCUGACUCACAGACACGCAGAAACAUGUGUUCUCUGGCUCACAGACACACAGGUACACAUGUUCUCUGGCUCACAGACAUGCAGAAACACGUGUUCCUUGGCUCACAGACACGCAGAAACACAUGUUCUCUGGCUCACAGACACACAGGUACACGUGUUCUCUGGCUCACAGACACGCAGGUACACAUGUUCCCUGACUCAGACACGCAGGUACACAUGUUCUCUGGCUCAGACAGACACGCAGAUGUAUACGUGCAACAGUAGCAGUGGGCGGGGCCAGGGAGUACAUGCUUUGCAUAUCAGGUUCGUCUACUCUCACUUCCCUCCAUUAACCACAACACACGCACACACACACACAAUGUAAUACAUGCAGAUGACAUCACAUCACAGGAAAACCCAAACAGAUAUGCCCUGUAUACUAGCAGCACUAUGAGUUGACUGGAAUCUUACGAAUCUGAAGUAUGGUGGAAUCUGGCACCUUCUACCUGCAUUAGAAACUUGCUUCGUGUGGAGGAUUUAAGGACGUUACUCCAGCCAGUGGACUACCCCUGUGCCGCCUCCUUCACGCUCAUCUUUGUAAACCACACGAUGCACGUCUGGAACAACCACGGUAAAAACAUAACCGUACCAUUUGGCGGUAAGGGUAGGGUGACCGGAUGUCCUGUUUUUCCCAAGACAGCCCUAUAUUUCAACUCCUCCGAUUUAUUCUGAGAAAAUCUCUAUUUGUUACGUAUUUCAGUCUGUAUGGAUUUUUAAAAUUAAAAUUUAAAUGGCUGUAGGUUCUCAUUAGCCUUAUCUACACGGUACUCCAGGGAAUUUGGUCACCCUACCAAAGUUCUCUCAGGGUUUCUCUUUCAGAAAAGACAUUUUCACGGUGGCACUGUCAAAAAAAUAAAAGAGCAGACCCAGAGAUCAAUGUUGGAGGGAAAAUACUCUGCAAAAAUGUUGAAUUCAAAUUCAGUUGGAGGCUACCGCAAAUGUCACUGUCACACCCUGACAGUGGCUUUGUGUCAUUAAUGUGUGCUUGGAGGCCAAGUAGCUCAGUACAGUAGCACUUAGAGGAGGAGUCAGUCUCCUUGUUGUCUUGAUCCUGCCGAACAACAGAGAAAUGGGCGGAGCUCCAGACUCUCUGAAUCCCCACAGGUUACCUGGAACAGGUUGCGCUGUUGAUUGACAGCUUUGGGCUGAGGCCAAACGGAGCCAUUGAAAAGCAGACAGCCAGGGCUUCCUCUUCUCAAUGCACACGACGUGUUCUCCGUUCCGGUUGGUCUGAAAUGGUCAUGAGGCCAAUCGUCGUCAAGUGCCCUUUGCGUGAAGACAAAGGCCACUCCUAGUCAAGGGCGGAAGUAGCCAAAGGUGUGAAACACGUCUGUGUGUCUGUCUGAGCUUUUCUGAGAAGCUCAGCAAGGGCGCCACCACCAGGACCGGAGAGGUUACUACACAAAAAUAAUGUAAAUUAAACACAGUCAGGCUGCACAGAUUGGCACUAGUUGUUUUUUUUUUAAGACUUAGCCACACUGAUAAACUGCUAACAUCCAUUUCCAUUUGUGUUGUGAGGCUUCUGCGUUCUGGCUUUUGGUUCGCGUUCGUGAAGAACGACGCCUGGAAUUCGCAUCCCCUGCCGAACGCGGGGACGAGCGCGGCCCGCGAGCGCAUUUCCGCGGCGGCGCUCCGAUCCCAGCGGCGUCGUUAAGGGGGCGCACAGGGUGUUAUUGGCGAGGCUUCAGCGCGCAUCAGAUCACUGAGUGCCGUCCCGUUUGCAUUUUUCAUUGAUAUUGACAGCCAAGUGAAUACGGCCAAUCCAACCAAUUAGGAAAGCCAUUAGUUACGCGGCGCGGCAGCGAGCCAAUCAAUUUUCUGCUGACCCGCGGCGCCGCCGAAGGCCUCGCGCAGCCCGUGCUUUUAAUGGAAGCCGGGUGACAACACACAGGCGGCCAAUCAGAUUCCUUGUCAGAAACGCAGGGCUUUUUAUUUUUUUUACGAGUUGUUAGCAGUCUUGCGUCAAACAAACAUCCUGUUCAAGUGUCUGAAUAAAAAAAAAAAAACACACACCCGAUGCAUAAAUGCCAGCCGACUUAAACAUUUAUCGUAACGAAUGAAGAUUCACGUCCAUUAUUUUCCUUAUUGUUGUUUUUCUGUUAUGAAUAGUAUUAUGUUU
Molecule: messenger RNA, 5371 nt
Organism: Anguilla rostrata (American eel)
Lineage: Eukaryota; Metazoa; Chordata; Actinopteri; Anguilliformes; Anguillidae
Product: tumor necrosis factor receptor superfamily member 16-like
Exons: 6
Coding region: 429-1739 (436 amino acids)
Biological process (GO): Rho protein signal transduction
Cellular component (GO): cell surface; plasma membrane
Molecular function (GO): nerve growth factor binding; coreceptor activity; death receptor activity
Source: RefSeq, a predicted model, not a curated record